Messenger RNA from Aplysia californica (California sea hare), 630 nucleotides. Its product is annotated as calcium/calmodulin-dependent protein kinase type 1-like. Gene Ontology annotation, molecular function: ATP binding; protein kinase activity. The record is from RefSeq and is a predicted model, not a curated record. Lineage: Eukaryota; Metazoa; Mollusca; Gastropoda; Aplysiida; Aplysiidae. Gene Ontology annotation, biological process: protein phosphorylation. The coding region runs from base 1 to 630 and encodes 209 amino acids. The transcript has 2 exons. Gene Ontology annotation, cellular component: plasma membrane.
AUGGAUGCCGUUGAACAGCAUGACGCUUUUUUCAACUCCUUCAACCUGGUGAGAGGCCCCUGUCUAGGGAGUGGCGCCGUAGGAGAGGUUGUUCUGGCCUCGGCCAAACACAACUCGUCGUUGAAAGUAGCGGUGAAAAUCGUAACUUUUGAGACGGAGGGGUGUAAAGGCAACUUUCUCUCUGAAGUCGGCUUCCUUCGUGAUUUGCGCCACCCCCGCAUCCUCAAGAUGAUAGCGUUUGCUAUGGAUGAUCACCACGGCUUCAUGUUGUCGACAUACUUCAAGAACGGCACACUUCGCGACACCAUGUCGUCCGACCACCCUGUGGAAGAACUUCGGAUCCUCCGACACAUUCUCGACGUGGCCAGCGCUCUGCAGUACAUCCACGGUCUCCACAUCUUCCACCAAGACGUCAAGCCGCGAAACAUCCUCUUGGAUGACCAGGAUCGUGCUGUUCUGGCAGACUUCGGAAUCGCAAGACAGGCAAGCGACAGCUCCACGAUGGUGAUGAAGUGGAGGACUACACCCGGCUAUAGCGGACCCGAGACAAGGAAAAGGCGGCCUAUGAGUCCUUUCAAGAUGAACACCUUGUGGAAAGGUCCUGUCGUCUCAGGCUCAGGAGUUGGUUAA